Synchytrium microbalum is the source of this 3438-nucleotide messenger RNA. RefSeq lists its product as uncharacterized. The record is from RefSeq and is a predicted model, not a curated record. Bases 1 to 3438 code for a protein of 1145 amino acids. Gene Ontology annotation, molecular function: guanyl-nucleotide exchange factor activity; ATP binding; protein kinase activity. Gene Ontology annotation, biological process: protein phosphorylation. The transcript is spliced from 17 exons. Lineage: Eukaryota; Fungi; Chytridiomycota; Chytridiomycetes; Synchytriales; Synchytriaceae.
AUGAAGUCAUCUGACGGCUCCAAGGCACAUAUUGUCUUUACGAACUAUGAUACAGAUGAUGAUGGAUAUUGGACUGAAUCUAAUUUUAAAGAGUUUUUGGAGGAUUUGGGAAAGGGACAUAUAGGAGCAUCGAGAAUUAGAUCAUCUUUCUUAUUUCUAUGUACCACGGCUGAAUCCAAGAAGGCUAUGAAGAUUGAUGCUACACAAUUCUCACAAGGAUUAGCAGGCCUAUACGAACAAAACUUUGAUCCCAAACUGCCAUCGCCAACUGCUCCAUCAAGACCACAAUCAGUAGCAUCAUCAGUAGCAUCAGUAGCUGCGAAACCUGAAAAAUCACCUGCCAUGUCACCAACCACAUCACGUAAACAGAGUGCUGCUCCUCCAUCAAAACCUGCUGGUGCGCCUUCUGGAAACGAGUCGCCACGCUUGUCACGAGUCCCACCACCUGUGCCAGCCGACAGUGAACCGAAACUGGAAAAGAUAUUGAAUGGACGGUCGUUGGAGGAUGUGUCUGGGGCUAGUAAGACUGUCAGGCUGAAGAAACAGAAUGUCAUUAUCUCCCCAGAGGCUGCUGAUCCAUGGGAGUUAUGGACGAGUAUGGAGAAAGUAGGAGAGGGAUCUUAUGGCGAGAUUUUCAAAUGCAUCUCAAAAACAUCCCCACAAAUUGUCGCCCUAAAAGUUAUAGAUCUCGAAAAAACAAAAGACGAUCUAGACGACCUGCUAGCCGAAGUUGAUUUUCAAGCGAAGUGCAAUUCUCCUCAUCUAGCGAGAUAUUAUGGGUCUUGGAUGUGGGAUAACAAGUUGACUAUUGCUAUGGAGUUUCUGGGUGGCGGGACUGCAGAGGACGUGCUCAAGCAAAUCAAGUACUCUGAGGAUCAAUGUUCAUAUAUUCUCAGAGAAGUUUUGAAGGGUCUGGAGUAUAUGCAUACUAAUUGCAAGAUUCAUCGUGAUAUCAAAGCUGCAAACAUCUUGUUUGAUAACAACGGUGGUGUCAAGCUGGCCGAUUUCGGAGUCGCAGCUGCUCUAACGCAGAAAGAUCAGCUUCGAAACACAUUUGUUGGGACUCCUCUUUACAUGGCACCAGAAAUCGUCAUGUCAAUUGCCUACGACUACAAAGUCGACAUUUGGUCUCUCGGAAUCAUGGCCAUUGAAUUGGCUGUUGGCAGACCGCCCAAACAUGAUCAACAUCCUAUGGAUAUUUUGUUUGCAAUUCCUACCAGUCCACCACCUAAACUGGAAGGUGAUUUCUCUGCAGAGUAUAAGGAUUUUGUUAGAAGCUGUUUGGCAAAAACUCCCGUUACGAGACCGUCAGCGUCAAACUUGCUCAAGCAUCCAUUUGUAAAUAUGGAUCGAGACAAGUCGAUUAUCAAAAAAGAGUUGGAAGUUUGUCGUAUGAAGAGGAAUGCAAAUAAGAAUGAGACCGUUGGUAACAGACCAAAUACUGGUAACGACUGGUGGCAAUCCUACAACCAGCAGACAUCAGCACAAGGAGCCGGAGCCCAAAAGGGUGGAGCAAACAAGGGUCCAUCCAAGAAAGCUCAAGCAACAGUUCGUGCUGAUAUGGCUGAAAUCAAUCCCUCUGUAACCUACGGCAAGAAACGCGGAGCAGCAUCAAACCAUAAAAAUGGUGGCAAGAGCAUACCCGUCAUAAUUCAACCUGAAGCUCUCGAACCAGUAUCUGAUGAACAAGAAGAUGUACCGGCUCUACCGACCCCAAACCCAGAUAUACUUAGUGCAGCAGCAUUCAAGCAAGGUAGAACCGAAGCAUUAGCACGGAGAUUAUCCUCACAUGGUCCCGGACCGUUUGGGGGUGGACCAGCACCAUAUGGUUUGCCGACUGGGGCUGUACCUAUGCCUGGAUUACGGAAAUUGGAGCCAGGGCUGUCACCUGGUGGUACACCAGUAGCUAGUCAAAGGAAUUCUAGUGUUUCGCCAAUGUCGCCUAAUUCUCCUGCUUUUGCUGUGACGCCAUUAGCUCAAGCUGCGUCUCACGCAAAUUCGUUUUUCGACUCAUCGUCUAACGAUGAUGCACCACAGCAACAGUCUCGCCCUCAGUCUACACUAUUUGCACCAUCAUCGAACGAGUCAAACAAGCAACGUAAGCGGGCAGCAUCAACGGGCAUAUCUCAACAAUUGGCUGCUGUAGUAUCCAACAUUCAACCGCCUUCUACACCACCUCCCACAGGUGCGCACUCACACUCGAGAGGCGACGAUAGCACUGAUGAAGGACGUCGGCAAAGUAAACCAUCACCGUUAUUAACAGCAAGUGGUAAAAAAAUCCCUGCUGGAGCAAUGCAAGUACUCGGUGGCACACCGCCUGUAGUUCCACCACGAAUAGCCAAGACCGAGUCAUUCAACAGUAUAUCGUCGAUGGAUACUGGUAAACCGCUGCACAGUGACCCAAGUAUUUUGGUCUAUUUCGAUAAACCGGCUACGUUUAAUCUCGUUGAUGAGCUCAUGUCAUCCGAAACCAAGUAUAUUGCCAGUAGCCUACAGGGCGUCAUGGAUGUUUAUGUGAGGCCGUUGAUGAAUGCUGGUGGCAAGGUUGUGAAAGAGGAGAGUGUCAAGGUCAUGUUUGUGCACUUGGGACAUUUGCAUGCUUUUCAUUUAGAGUUAUAUAUGGCCAUUAAGGAUAUUAUUACGAGUGCGGGUACGAGGGAGAUUGAUGAUCUGUUGGCAAAGCAGUUUAUAUUGAAGGUUGCCAUGUUUGAAAAGAACUACGGAGCGUUCCGAGAUUUCUUAUGUGAAUCGCUAUGGGAGAUACACAAAAAUGUACGAGACAGUUCCAAGUUCAGAGAAUUCUGUCUACAUGCUCAAAUGGCUAAAGAGUGUGGAGGCAAGAGUCUGUUGGAAGUUAUGGUGUCGCCUGUUAGGAGGGUAGCGCAGUUCGUAUCUCUUUAUGAAGAAUUCGCACGGAUAACAAGACGGCCAGAAAUGUCGAAAGCAGUUGACGCCUUAAGUGAUUUGGCAGAUGAUCUGGUUCAAGCUAUUGAGAAUUGCAAGAACUUGUUUACUAUACUUAUUCAGGUUGCUGAUAUUCCACCUAAUAUAAUCGUGAAAGCUCAACAACAAGUCAUAAUAUCCGAACAAGUAGAGCGAGUCAAGAUGUCUGGAAACAAGGCCAAGAAACAAGGACCAGCACACCUCAUCCUAUUGAACGAUUCUCUUGUGGUGGCCAAGAUGGUUCGAGAUCCCGUGGAAGCCUUCCAAUGGACUUCACUGUUUGAGUUACGAGAAUUCAAGCCACCGAAACCACACCUCUCGCAUGAAGAGUUACUUGUCAGGAGUUUCUUGGAGGUCACGGAUGUUGAUGAUACCGCUGACGUCAAAAACAUAAUAAUGUUUGUGCAAAAAGUCAAGAAGGGCAAGACAUUCUACUUUUCAGUUGGGACAGUUGCUGCAAAGCAGAAAUGGUUGACUAGUAUGAAUGAGUCUUAA